AUGAGUUCGUCCACAUCGUGAUUGACCUCUUCGCAGUCAAGAUAUCCCCGUGUUCUAUCCUAAAAAGCUUCAAAUAAUUUCCAAUACCUCACCACCAUAUUUAAACGCCCAAAAACUGCCAUAAAAAAUUAUUCGCGGAUUGAAAAAGCCAAAAUUUCACUUUUUAAAUUCCUUUUCCACGAGUGAAUAGCAAAUCGAAGACCUUGGAGAAAGUGCGAUAGAGGACACAUUGCGAGGCUUUUGGCUUUGGCACGAAUAAGUGUGCUAUCAAAAGCCUGUCAAAAUGGUAGAGGCACUGCUGGAGUCUGGUGGACAAGAUGUAGCUGUUGCUGAACAGGGUUCAAGGGCAGGUACACCCACAGAAUAUUCCCCCCAAAUAUCAAAAAUAUCGGACAUCAAUCUCACGCCGAUACAGGAAUUCUACACGGGCUCGAGUAUAUUCAUAACCGGGGGCACAGGUUUCCUGGGGAAAUUAAUAAUCGAGAAGCUGUUGCGGAGUUGUCCCAACAUCUCUGUUAUUUACCUCCUGGUUCGCCCGAAGAAGGGAAAGGAUACCCACGAAAGGACCGAAGCACUUUUCGACGAUGUGGUAUUCGAGAGAUUGAAAAAAGAGCACCCCAAGUUUCGUCACAAAAUAGUUGCCAUCGAGGGUGAUUGUGCCCUCCCAAACCUCGGUAUUUCCGAAUCAGACAAACAAAUUCUUCUCCGCGAAAUCUCCAUCGUAUUUCACGUAGCUGCAACUCUCAGUUUCGAUGAGAAAAUUAAUCUCGCAGUGUCUAUCAAUAUUGAUAGCCUGCGGCAGAUGAUACAGAUAUCGAAGCAGAUGUCAAAGCUCAAGUCAUUCGUCCACGUUUCAACGGCCUACGCCUACUGCACACACACCAAAAUUGAGGAAAAAUUCUACACCCCUCCGAUAGAUCCUGAUAAGCUGAUAACCUUAAUGAAAUGCGUGGAUGACAAUCUUGCCCAGGAAAUAACGCCACAUUUGUUGGGUAAAUGGCCCAAUACGUACGCCUACACGAAAGCAGUAGCUGAAAAUGUAGUCGAGAGAGAAGCCGAAAACCUGCCAAUUGGAAUAUUCCGUCCUGCUAUUGUGAUUUCAACGUACAAAGAACCAAUCAGAGGAUGGAUAGAUAAUAUGUAUGGACCAACUGGAGUGGCAGCUGGUGUUGGCACUGGUCUCCUCAGGUCUCUCCAUUGCGAUGGGUCAAUUCAUGCCAAUGUUGUACCUGGGGAUAUGGUUGUCAAUGCCCUGCUUGCCAGCGCCUGGGAUAUCGCCGAGACACGCAGAACCCAGAGAGAAAUACCCCUGUACAAUUACGUGUCUCAGGACAAUGCAAUAACGUACGACGACUUGAAAAUAAUGUCUGCUAAAUACGGAAUUGAGUAUCCCACUGUGAGAGCAAUAUGGUACUACAGUUUUCGUAACAACAAGUACAGGAUCGUUCAUCUGUUCUUCAUCUACUUCUUCCACCUUCUACCAGCAUUACUCAUUGAUGCUGCUACGGUAUGCAUGGGAAAACGACCGAGAUUGUUGAAAAUUUACAAAAAAAUUCACAAAUUCAUGGACGUUCUGAAUUACUUCUCAACGAAGGAGUGGAGCUUUGGAAAUGAACGUUUGAAUUCACUGGUGAAGACGUUGGAUCCUAGAGACAAGGAGAUAUUCUUCUGCGACAUGAAGAAACUCGUGUGGGACGAGUACUUCAAGACUUAUCUUCAAGGAAUUCGAGUCUAUCUUAUCAAGGACCCACUGGACACUCUGCCAGAGGCGAGAAUCAAAUGGCGGAGAAUGUACUGGAUUCAUCAAGCGUUAAAAUUAGUCCUGGGAUACCUGAUUCUUCGAUCAUUGUGGGGAAUCUUAUCAAUGCUAAUAACGAGUGUGGAGUAAAAUUAUGAGCUGAUUCAGUGAGUUAGAUUUGAAAUAUUUUCAGCUAUGAGAUGUUCUCAAUAGCUCGAAAAUACGUGGAAACCUGGGCUAAUCCCCAGUAAUGCCUUAGAUAACGUUUAAUAUACCUCCGCAAUUAGUUUAAACCCAUUGUACAUUUCAGUUUUUUACUUUUUGACUAGCUCUCUUCGCUGAUGAUUUACUGUUAAGUUUGCUUGGAGUUCUGUUAGUCUAUAGUGCUCAUUGUCAACAUUCUUUUUGUAUACUGCCUUAUUUAUAUUAAACGAACAUUUUUUAACAA
Fopius arisanus is the source of this 2186-nucleotide messenger RNA. RefSeq names its product putative fatty acyl-CoA reductase CG5065. Gene Ontology annotation, cellular component: peroxisome. Gene Ontology annotation, molecular function: alcohol-forming very long-chain fatty acyl-CoA reductase (NADP+) activity. Lineage: Eukaryota; Metazoa; Arthropoda; Insecta; Hymenoptera; Braconidae. Gene Ontology annotation, biological process: long-chain fatty-acyl-CoA metabolic process. The record is from RefSeq and is a predicted model, not a curated record. The transcript has 9 exons. The coding region runs from base 284 to 1888 and encodes 534 amino acids.